AUGGAAAACCUUGCAAAAUUUUCUUUUAAACCUCUAUCUCUCACCGGCAACAAUUUUCUGACUCGGUCCCUGGAUGUAGAAAUGCAUCUGGUUUCUAUGGGCCUUGUUCAUACAAUUGCUAGUGAAAAUACGGCUACAAGCCAAGAUCGGGCUAAUACUAUUAUUUUCAUCCGUUAUCAUUUGGACAUUCCUCUACAGUCUGAAUAUUUGACGGAUUUUAAAACUGUUACAGAGUACAACUCUGCUAUCCAUCAGAUUACAUCUCAGUUGAAACUCUGCGGAGAAACUGUUACUGAUAAAUUGGAGAAGACUAUCUCUACCUUUCAUGCUUCUAAUGUUGUGUUGCAACAGCAGUAUUGCGAGAAAAAUUUUCAAAAUUCGUUCCCUGAAGCGAACGUGACAUUUUCUGAACGAGGCCGAGGACGUGGUAGAGGCUGUGCACGUGGUCGCGGUCGUGAGAGUCAACGUGGUCGAUAUACCCCUUACAAUCGCCGCAGUUUUGACAUUAACAGGAUGCAGAGUAAACCCCAAGAUGGGGAUAUAGCCGAAAAGGCUAAACAGGGAAAGAGACAAAUCGGAAGUUGUAAUCGGUGUGGCAUUGAAGGCCUUUGGGUCAAUGCCUGCAGAACAGCCAAACACCUAGCCGAUCUUUAUCAAGUCUCACUACAAAAAAAUGGGAAAGAGGUCGAGAUUAAUUACGUUGAUAAUGACGACCCCGAUGAUGAUCUUUUGGAUUACGACACAACGCAUCUUGAUAUAGCGGAUUUUGUCGUAGAUUCAGAAAACCCCCAGUCAUAG
This is a messenger RNA of Andrographis paniculata, 798 nucleotides long. RefSeq lists its product as uncharacterized. The record is from RefSeq and is a predicted model, not a curated record. Bases 1 to 798 code for a protein of 265 amino acids. Lineage: Eukaryota; Viridiplantae; Streptophyta; Magnoliopsida; Lamiales; Acanthaceae. The transcript has 3 exons.